AUGCAAUUAUCAGCCAAAGACAAACACUUGAGAUAUAAGAAGACGAAAUGCAUUCUGGGCGAAGGAAGCUACAAGACUGUCACAAAGGCUAUCGAUGAGGAAGAGGGGAAAGAAGUAGCCUACAAUGAGGUCAAAAUGAAGUACUGUGAGGACGAAAACCAGAAUGUGUCAUCUUUUUCAAAAGAAAUAGCAUUGCUGAAGAGUGUAGACCAUCCAAAUAUAAUUAAAAUAGUUGACUACUGGUUUUCUGACGACAACUUCAUCUUCAUCACCGAGUUUAUGACUGGAGGAUCAUUGAAGGAGUAUCUUCAGAAACAUGGGCCACUCAGCACAAAGCUUAUUCGGAAGUGGGGAAAGCAGAUACUUGAAGGAUUGAAGUAUCUCCACAUGUUGGAUCCACCAAUUAUACAUAGGGAUAUUAAAAACGAUAACAUCUUUGUAAAUACAGCAAUAGGAGAAGUAAAAAUUGGAGAUCUUGGACUGGCAAGAGAAAGAAGACAUAAGAGAUACACGAUUGUUGGCACUCCGCACUUCAUGGCCAGGGAAAUGUUUGAGGGGAGGGAUACACUGAGAAGAUCGACAUCUAUGCGUUUGGGAUGGGAUUGA
Messenger RNA from Vittaforma corneae ATCC 50505, 606 nucleotides. Its product is annotated as WNK protein kinase. Gene Ontology annotation, cellular component: cytoplasm. Gene Ontology annotation, molecular function: ATP binding; protein serine/threonine kinase activity. NCBI's taxonomy places the organism in Eukaryota, Fungi, Microsporidia, Nosematidae. The record is from RefSeq and is a predicted model, not a curated record. Bases 1 to 606 code for a protein of 201 amino acids. Gene Ontology annotation, biological process: intracellular signal transduction; protein phosphorylation. The transcript has a single exon.